GCAGGGGGCAGUACGGGGAAUAUCACCGGCUGUGCCAAGAGCUCCGCCUGGACGAGGAUCGCUUCAAGGUCUAUUUUAGACUCAACCGGCAGCAGUUUGAAGGAGUGUUAACGUUUAUUGGGCCGACCAUCGCCAAGAUGAACACCAAUUAUAGGGAGAGCAUCAGUCCCGCCCAACGGCUUUGCAUUUGUCUGAGGUACCUGUCAACUGGAGACUCCUACAGGUCCAUAGCCUUCAGCUACAGGGUGGGGUUCUGCCCUGUGGCGAGGAUCGUGAAGAGUGUGUGUGAGGCCAUAUGGCAGUGUAUGGUCUCCACAUACAUGCCUGUGCCAGGGGCAGAGGACUGGAGGAAGAUAGCUGGGGACUACGAGAAGCUGGCGGACUUCCCCAACUGCCUCGGCGCCAUAGACGGCAAACAUGUGGUUAUACAGGCCCCACCGUCUACUGGCAGCCAGUAUUUUAAUUAUAAGGGGGCAUUCUCCAUCGUCCUUCUGGCGGUGGUGGAUGCCCGCUAUCGCUUUAGGGUCGUGGAUGUGGGGGCCUACGGCAGGAGCAGUGAUGGAGGCACGCUCUCGUCUUCGGCCUUUGGCACUGCUCUGCGGCUGGGGAACCUGGACCUUCCACCUGAUCGACCCCUACCUGAAGCAGACCAUCUGGGACCCCAGCCGCAUGUAUUCAUUGGGGAUGAGGCUUUUCUUCUGCGGAGGAACCUCCUGCGGCCCUACCCUGGCCAAAACCUGGGGGGAGAGCGGAGGAUUUUCAAUUUUUGGCUGUCCCAUGCCCGGAGGAUUGUGGAGUGCGCCUUUGGCAUCCUCGCCAACCAGUGGAGGCUCUACAGGAGGGUUCUCGGCGUGUCUCCAGAGGUGGCAGAGAGCGCCGUGAAAGCCACCUGUAUCCUCCACAACUACAUGCGUUGGGAUGGUGAGGGAGAGGAUGGCCCCCGCACUCCAACUGUGCCAUCACAGGGUGCAGUGCAGAGCAUCCCCAGGGUCGGCAGCAACAACGCCUCCAGGGAAGCGGUCGCAGUGAGGGAGACCUUCAACUGCUAUUUUUCAUCUCUGCCUGGUCGAGUGACAUGGCAGGAUGGAAUUUAGUUUAUCAUUUUGUAUAUAUAAUGAUAUAUUUUUUAUCAUUUUGUAUAUAUUUAAAUCAAAAAAGGCGAAAAACCAAAACUGAUAAUAAAAUUUCUUAAAUCAAUCUAACAUUCAUGUUGUAUGCUGGAUUACUUCUGAAGACAAAAACACACCUUUAACACCUUCA
This is a messenger RNA of Gadus chalcogrammus (walleye pollock), 1260 nucleotides long. RefSeq lists its product as uncharacterized. The record is from RefSeq and is a predicted model, not a curated record. NCBI's taxonomy places the organism in Eukaryota, Metazoa, Chordata, Actinopteri, Gadiformes, Gadidae. Bases 138 to 1094 code for a protein of 318 amino acids. The transcript is spliced from 2 exons.